This is a messenger RNA of Vavraia culicis subsp. floridensis, 2284 nucleotides long. RefSeq lists its product as uncharacterized. Gene Ontology annotation, cellular component: exocyst. The record is from RefSeq and is a predicted model, not a curated record. Gene Ontology annotation, molecular function: SNARE binding. The coding region runs from base 1 to 2076 and encodes 691 amino acids. Gene Ontology annotation, biological process: exocytosis; exocyst localization. Lineage: Eukaryota; Fungi; Microsporidia; Pleistophoridae. The transcript has a single exon.
AUGUCGCUGCAGGAACUGGCAAAGAUGCUCAAGACGAUCGAUGACCUGGACACGAAAUUGCCUGCCAUAAUAAAUGAUUCCGACUUGGAUGCAAGAGAGAGCGCAUACUGCAGGAAAAUAGAAUCGGUGACCAGUAAAAUAUUGGACAUUCAGAAGAAUUUUGAAAAUACACAAGCUGAUCUCAGCGGGUCAAAGGCUCUGAUCGCCAGAAUAACACGUGCAGAGCGCAACUUCAUGGACCUGAUCUCGAACUACCACCAGAUAAAGAAAUUGUCCACCACUUUCUUCAACAUGAAGAAAACACGGCGAUACGCCGAUAAGAUUGCGGUCAGGGACAUAGAGGGUGACAUAAUCAAGUGGGAUGAGUUUAGAUGGAAAUUGAUGUACUACUCGGCUGACUUAUCAGAGGAGAAAUACCUUAUGAUUCAGCCGCUGAUAAACGACGUUGAGAAACGAUACCUUGAGUGGGAGAUUCAGGUCCUUAAGGUCGGUGAAAAUUUCUUUACACUUGAUGACUAUGGCGAGGAGUACUUCAACAGGGAAAAUGUGCUGGAUAUGGUGGUAUACGAGGAAAAAAAGGACUUGGAGGCACUUAGGGCGAAGAGAGGGCGAGAUGGUGGCAACACAACGGUGGAAAAGGAGUAUUUUGCGCUGGGAAGCACAAAGUUUCUGGUUGAUACGGAUGCUAUAGAAGGCAACGAAAUGAUCAAGAGCUCCUUGGAGUACGACAGGGCGUUCUACAACACUAACAAGUCGCUGUGUGCAAGGCCUGUGCGUAAGCUGAAGUUGCGGUUCCUGAAGAACGUGUACAAGGCGAUCACACAGAGAGAAAUUUACGAUGCUAUCGGCGAUCUUAAACUGCUGUUUAAGACCGAGGCAUUCGAUACAAAGAAUGAAAAUAGCAUAUUCGUGUUCUACCACACGUUUAUCAAGUCAAAGAUAAAUUUGGGCACAUUGGAGGCCGGAGACAUCCUAAACCUGCUCUCAUUCAAGAAAAGUUAUAACACACUGCUGCAAGCACAUGCCAUGACAAUGAAGGAUGAUAUUUUUGAUGAGGAGCGAUUUAUUGAUCGUUAUCUGUCAGUGUUGCAGAACAAGAUUGUGCUGUGGAUCAGCAGCAUAACAAGUUUGGAGGUGGAUAUGCUGAAGACGAGGAGCAAGGCGCCUCCGCUGGACGAAUCGAACCUCUUCAUAAGCACUAAUUUCAUUAACCUGCUGAAAAUUAUCAAGGAACAGCUUGAGCCUGUGACGUUUGACGAGAGAAUCUUCAAAGGUGUGUCCAAGUUUGUCCUUGACGGUGUGACCGACUUUAAGAAUGCGAUCAUUUUGACCCUGGAAAACGAGUAUAAGAGUGCUAUAUCGCUGUCCUCAACGCCUGGUUACGAAGAGUAUGCCAUCAUGAUUGGCAACAGCGGUCUCAAGCUUACACAAUAUAUUGCGAACAUUCCACAGUGCCAGAACGUGGAGAUAAGUGAGCUGGGCGAAAUUUUCAUUUCCAUUGUGAAGUCGAGCAACCAGUUCCUGAUCAAAUUCGUGCUAGCAACGCUGAAACCGGCAAUCAAGGAGCUGUUUACCGAACAGUACUACACAGAAAAGGAUUUGAAACAGAUUACGGCCACUCUGAAAGACUUUCUGGAGGACUACAGGGAAUGUAUGAACGAGUACGUCUUUGUUACGUUCGUGAACGACCUGGCAGCAGAGUUUAGCAUGGCGUAUUUCAAUCAGCUCAUAAAGAAAAAGAGCCUGAUAUACCAAAGCUUGUGCGAUAACAUUGAGAAUGACGAGGAUGUAAUGAAUAGGCUGUUUGGUGCGUAUUUGAACGAAGAUGUUGUGAAUUUGACCGUGCUCAAUCCUCUGCUGGUCACACGAUCGGUCGAUACUUUUAUUGCUGAAACGAAGAACGUGCUGUACACGUACGAAUUUAAGAAGGACUUUAUCAAGUCGCUGAUCAAGAAGCGGUCUGACCUGGACGCCAACGAGAUAAAAGAGCUAACGGAUGCGGUUAACAGCGUGUACGUGAGUGAUGAGGGCAGAAAGAAGAAGAAGAGCAUGUUUAAGAUGUUUAAGUUCAAGUAAUUGCCAUGGUUGUUUGGGAAGCUAUCUGUGAUGAAAAAGGCACUUAUACUUUUCUUCGCUCUUCUCCUGUCAUGGAUUAAAGAUAGCAUUCGGUACUUUUACAAUUAUUACACCCUCUGUCAGCGUUGAAUGAGGUAUCACGAUAAAUCGUUUCUGGUGCCGUGAACACUUUUGCUUUUUUGAUCCAAAAAUAUAAAAAGGCUCUCUU